ACUUCAACACCAAGCAAGCGUUCGAUCCAUAAGCUCAAGAACUUUAAAUUAACCUUUUAUUUCCUUAAUUAAUUGUCAGCAACAUGGCCUCAAUCCAAUGCUACAAGCCUGCCAAUGAGGCAUGCCAGCAAAAAUGCCACAAGGCUAGCAGCAACCAGAGCUCAUCCCUGGGCCAAAAGGUGUCUGAGAUGGCUAGCUUCUUGAAAGGAGGAGGUCAUCGUAUGCAUGGACAACCACACACCACCACCACCACGGAAUGCUACAGCCAAACCGUUACCUACAAGACCUCUGAAAACCAGGGCUUGGGCGGCCCCAAGCACCGCGUAGGUUGUACUACUGAUGCAGUGGUGGUAUGCGAUGGAAAGACCAAGAAGACUAGGGGUAAUCGCCACACGAAGGACAGAGACAGCAGAAAUCUGUUUCAGAAGAUCAAGGAUGGGAUUUCUGGUGAUAGCAGCUGCAGUGACAGUGAGAGCGACAGUGACCACGAAGGCAACCGUAAACACAAGAACUAAAUGCAUGCAUGCAUGAUCAACUAUGGGAGUUGAAACCGACCACGAGUGGAAAUGAAGAGAUAUAUGCCACUCUAUAUAACGUGCGUGUCUACAUACAUAUAUAUAUAUAUAUAUAUAUAUAUAUAUAUAUAUAUAUAUAUUAAUGAAUAAAUAAACACCAAGUAUAUAUAAAUGUGCCUCAUAAUAUAUAUAUAUAUAUAUAUAUUAUUGGCUGCAGGUGUUUGCGAAAAUAAGUAAAUGUAUUAUGUAAGUCUAUAUAUGAAAAUAACAUUAUUUUGUGUUAUUAUGAUAAA
Molecule: messenger RNA, 808 nt
Organism: Rosa chinensis
Lineage: Eukaryota; Viridiplantae; Streptophyta; Magnoliopsida; Rosales; Rosaceae
Exons: 2
Coding region: 84-515 (143 amino acids)
Source: RefSeq, a predicted model, not a curated record